Molecule: messenger RNA, 2480 nt
Organism: Asparagus officinalis (garden asparagus)
Lineage: Eukaryota; Viridiplantae; Streptophyta; Magnoliopsida; Asparagales; Asparagaceae
Product: E3 ubiquitin-protein ligase SPL2-like
Exons: 3
Coding region: 1914-2324 (136 amino acids)
Biological process (GO): organelle organization; protein ubiquitination
Molecular function (GO): ubiquitin-protein transferase activity
Source: RefSeq, a predicted model, not a curated record
UAGAGUUUUGACGUAUGGUAUGCACAUUUUACAAAGUUCCCAAAGUUUUAUAUGGUCGAAUGUGAUAAGCAAAACAAUCUAGGCUCUGUAAGGAUAUAAUGAGAUGGUAGAAAAUAUAGUUCACAGUAGUGCGUUUUUUCCACCUUUAAGGAUUAUUCAGAAGCUACUCAAGUGUAUCUUUUACAAUCUCCAAAGUGCUUCUCCAAUAAUGAUGAUGUAUGUUACAUAAUUUACAUUGUUAGGAGUAUUUGGUCAGUAUAUGAACUCUUCCUUUAUGUAAGUUUUUUAAUCCAAUUAAAACCUGUUUUAAAUGUUUUGGUUGGACAAACUGUGAUGGCUAUUACUGAAAAAAAACUGUAACAAAGCUCAUCCUGCUUGUUCUUUUGUUAUAUUGCCUACUGGGUUUGGUACCUGGCUGCCCAUCAUUUUAUAAUUUAGAAGUGUUUUGAAUGACAAGGUGAAAGAGAUGCAGGGUGUUCACCAUUUGUUUGCGGGGGCGGAUGUAUGUAGAAGGUUAGAGGUGCAGUUGCAACCCUAACAAAAGAAAUUUUAGCUGAAAUUUUAGUCUUUUAAGUCCUUAUAUCAAGUUGAAAUUUUAGUUUUUUAAGUCCUUAUAUCAAGUUGAAAUUUUAGCUUUUCUUUAGUCGUUAUAAGUUUUAGGAUAUUUGCACCCUGACUUUUGCUUAUAUAAUGCCUACCAAUUAGCUACCCAUUUAAGUAUGUAGAUUUAGUUCUUUAUCAACCAGAAACUCAUAAAAUCUAUUCUCUGUGUCUGAUAAGUCUCCCAAUCAAGACUCAAGAGACUUUUUUUUUCAAAACUUCUAUGCCUUAAAAUCUGAUUCUCCUAUUUCAAAUUUUCUGUCUCCAAACCUCUCUUCCUCUCAAGUUUCCUUUUCCGUGAGGUUGUGCCCCAAUUCUCUGGAUAGAGAGGCGCUUGAAGUUGCUUCUAGAAGCAUCUCAUUGAAGUUCAUCAAGCAAUGAGUUAUUAUUCUUGACCAAGCCUCUCACAGAAGUUUUCUACUCGUCCAAGCUUCUUGUCAAGAUCUUAUUCUUGUUGAAUUCUUGCUCUUUUCAAACUCUGAGUUCUUGCAUUUUAGGUGAUUUUUAGUUUUUUUUAUUGUUUUGGUUAAAUAGUUGAUUUUGUUUGGUUAAAAGAUUCAUUACUUUCAAUUAUUCACAUGUUUUCUCUUAUGAACACACUUCAAAAAGUUAAAUUCAUCAAGAAUGCAAAUAAAUUUUAUCAAUUACUUGGUGCAUAUCAAUUGUUUGUUAUAUAAAUUCGAUUUGAUGUGUAUGUUAUAUAACGAAUAUGUUAGAAUGCAAUUGCAAUACUGUACUUUGUAAGAUACUUUUAACUAUCAAAUAGUCAUUCUUUUGAAUUCAUUAGCAUAAGUGAGCCAUUAGUGAAGAUACUCACUUUGUUUAUCUAUGACAUUACAGACCAAAAAAGAUGCAUGUAGCUGAUAAAGUGCACUAAAUUGCAUUUCCAUCACGUGUUAUAGUUUUAUAAUAUUAUAUUUUUUAUAUUUAGGUAAAAAGUUAUUUGUUGUUUGCUCCCCAAGAAAGUUUUCCUCGCCGCUGUUUGCUUGAUGUGUUAUGCUUGUCAUUUAGGAGUUGGCAUGUGAUUUUUGUUCAUCUUUCUUUGCCUAUGGAUGCUACAAAAAUUAUACUUUCAAGGAGAAAGGGAUAUGGUGGAUUCAAAUAUUGUGAUUCCACUACAAAGAUGACUUAAAUAUAGGCAUAGUUGAUGAAGAUGUCUUCUCAGGGUUUGGACAUAUCCUAAUCUUCAUAUAAUAAUGAGAGAAUUCCAACUUUUUCCCUCAUAUCGAUGGGUACUUUUUUAAUUAUUUCUUAUUUGCGAAGAUUAAAGGUCAUGCUUAUUGUGCUAAAUAUUGAUCUGUACUUUGUGAUUUAUGUUUGUGAAGUGCCUCUACAAUGAGUGGAGAGGUAUUUUGGGAUGGAGGUUUGAUCUACAUGCAUUCUUGGCAAAAUCAUGGAAGGAACAAAAAUCAAUUUCAUUCAGAUCUGUUCCCUUUGUUCUUGUGGAAGCUACUCAGAGGCCUAGCUCAGGGUUUGUUAAUGUUUCUUUGGAGGGUUCUGCUCACCCACUCCCUCUCACUACUGUUUAUCAUCAGUUACACCCUGUGCAACCUACAGCUUAUACAUUUUUCCAGGUCAUCUUUGGUAAUGGGUACCCCGUUGCACUACUGGAUGAAGAAAAGAUUCUUCCAGUUGGAAAGGAGAUCACUGCAGUUGGCAUUUGCAGAAUAUUUGAAGGAUCUCUUGAAAUCAGAUCAUGUCCGGAUCUUCCAUGUUUUUUGUAAGAUUUAUAUGGGAAAUUGUUUUCUCCAUUUGUUCUCUGGCAUAAGUGAUAAUCAUUCUGAUUAAUCUUAUUCACCAUGUUGACUUGUGCUAUUCAUUAAAAUACUAAAGUUGGUUAAGUUCUUUGAUACUUUCCAUACUAACUCAGUGUACUCUAU